Cooperia oncophora is the source of this 315-nucleotide messenger RNA. Lineage: Eukaryota; Metazoa; Nematoda; Chromadorea; Rhabditida; Trichostrongylidae. The record is from the annotation of a GenBank genome assembly.
AUGCGUGAAGUGAUCUCCAUCCACGUUGGACAAGCCGGUGUACAGAUCGGUAACGCAUGUUGGGAACUGUAUUGCCUGGAACAUGGAAUACAGCCCGAUGGCAUUAUGCCUUCAAAGAACGAGAACGAAUCGUUUACCACAUUCUUCUCUGAAACAGGAAACAGUCGAUUCGUACCACGAGCAAUUAUGGUUGAUUUGGAGCCCACAGUUGUUGGUGAGUCGAACUGUUUAGUAGUAAUGUUUUGUCCAUCUAUCUGCGAAGUGCUGCGAGCUUUGCAUGACAUUAGCGGAGAAAACAAAGCGACCCAUUUUUAA